This is a messenger RNA of Tetrahymena thermophila SB210, 660 nucleotides long. Its product is annotated as maleylacetoacetate isomerase. NCBI's taxonomy places the organism in Eukaryota, Ciliophora, Oligohymenophorea, Hymenostomatida, Tetrahymenidae. Gene Ontology annotation, molecular function: maleylacetoacetate isomerase activity; glutathione transferase activity. The record is from RefSeq and is a predicted model, not a curated record. Gene Ontology annotation, cellular component: cytoplasm. Gene Ontology annotation, biological process: glutathione metabolic process; L-phenylalanine catabolic process. The transcript has 3 exons.
AUGAGUGAAAAUAAUUAAAAUAUUAUCCUUUAUGGCAAUUACCGUUCUUCACCUUCUUGGCGAGUAAGAUUAGCACUUGGUUUAAAAAAGAUAGAAUACAAAUUAGUUUCAAUUGACCUUUUUAAAAAUGAGUAAAAAUCUGAAGUAUACUUCAAGGUUAAUCCAAAUUAACGUAUCCCUGCUCUUAUAUAUGGAGAUCAAACAUUGAUAGAAAGCACUGCAAUAAUCGAGUUCUUAGAAGAAAAUUUUCCUUAGUAUCCUUUACUUCCCGAGGAUAGAAUUAAGAGAGCUUAGAUUAGAGGCUUUUGCUAAGUCAUAAACAGUGCUAUUCAUCCCUAUUAGAAUUCAAAUUUAAUAGGAAAAAUUGAAAAAGAAGGCAAUAUGAAUAAGUUAGAAUGGAUUAAAUUCUGGGUGACUAAGGGGUUGACAGCUAUAGAAGAACUUUUGAAGAAAUAUCAUGGAAAAUUUUGCUUUGGUGAUGAUAUAACGAUGGCAGAUAUUUUCUUAAUCCCUUAAGUAUCUGCAGUAGUAGAAAGAUUUGGAUUCGAUUUAACACCUUUUCCUCUUAUCUUAAGUGUUGUAAAUAACUUAAAGGAUCUUCCAGAAUUUAUUGCUGCUUCCCCUAGUAAUUAACCAGAUUAUACUGAAUAAAAAAAUUGA